AUGCGUGCACACAUGUAUUCAGCUCCAAGUUAUGAAGAUGUAAUGAGAGAAUAUGAGUCUCCUCAUCCUACGGAGCUUGCCAGAAAUGAAAGAAUGAGCAUUACCCUUCCUUCGUACGAGUCCUUACAUGAUAUCGACGAGCUGACCCCAACUAGACCUCAGGAGGAAUCUGCUAAAACUGACCUUCCACAAAGGACAGAUUCUCGUUCAGAGAAACAGAAAAAACCCUUGCACGUUAGGAGAAUUAAAUCUGAUAAACUUCAUCUUAAGGAGUUUAGAUUAAAUUUGUCUGGACAAAGUAAUGUUUCCAAGAUCCCGGCCAUCGAGCCUAUAACUCCACCACCACAAUAUGAUGAGAAACAACUUGGGGUAAAUCAAAAUGUGUAGACAACUGACUUACAGGAUUUCCGGUGUAUUAAUUCCAUAUUAUUUUUUUUGUUAACAUCUGCAUUAUACAUGUAAGUGACACUAGCAUCAUGGAAAAGCAACGGAGAGGUCUCAGAAUCUGACAAUGCUUUUCAAAUGAGUUUCAACCCUUUUUGUUGUUUUUUUGUUUUUUUGUUUUUUUUGAAUAUACACACAACUUUUCUUUCCCCUGUUUGUUUUUGCAUGUCUAGAUGUGAUAAAUGUGCUGCUAAACUUCUGAAAAAUUCCAAAAUGGAUUCUACGCAGUUUCCUAACCAGCUACCCCUCCACUAUGGAAGAAGUUGGCCACAUUUUGCUUUUCUAACCCUAUUUUUUUUUGCUGGGAGGCUGGACAAGCUAUGCAUUUUCAAUCGUUCACAUUCCCUGACUACACAAAUGUAAUGCUUAAAAAUAUCAGGGUCCAUUUAUAAAGUAAAUUAAGAAUUAUAUUGGUAUAAUCCUUUACUCUUUAUUACGAGGUCCUGUAACCUUGACGCACCACAAUGAAAAAUAUGUGAAAUACAAGGCAAUAUGAGACCUUUUUUUGUUCUUCUCAAAUGUCCAGAUCAAAGCACUUAACUUUUGAAUCCGCAUUUUGUAAGAUAUCCACCAGAGGGUGCUGGUGUGACAGUUAAUAUUAAUUUGUUUAGACUAUGCUGAAACAAUGUAACCAUAUGUAAACUCUAACAAGUUGCCUUACGUAGCCAUGGUACUGUGCCAGUCUUGAGGUGGGUGAUGCCCACAUUAAUGUGUAUUUUUUUGGGUUUCUGCCUAAUCAGUGUUUUUUUUUUUUUUUGUUUUGUUUUUCAUAUUGCCUGGUUUUAAAGCUGAAGCAUCUUGUUUUGAAAUGUGAGGCAAGUUCCGCCUAACAAAAAAUACUCUUUCACAAGAUUUGUAUGACUCAUUUGACCUAUUUUGUGCCCAGUCUCUGAAAUAGGCAAUACCACCAUUCAUGGACACAAAUCUUAUCCUAAAAUUCUUUAUAAUUGAACAUUAAACUUAUUUAAUUAAAAACACUCACUUUUUUCCUCUUAAAUGUUCUCUAUUGUGUGUUUGUCUUACCAGAUGUAAAUUCAGUGCUUGAAAUACCUAGUCCUAUGGGGCUUGGCUCAUAAAAGCCUUUUUCUUUUUUACUGUAAGAUGGACUGUGUUGAAGGCUUUCUCCAGCAUCACUUGUACAUCCGGUUAUGGUAUGAUCAUAAAGAGCAUGUAUUGUGAACUGUAUAUUUUACAACACUUUAAGGACCACUCUAGGCACCCAGACCACUUCUGCUUAAUGAAGUGGUCUGGGUGCCUAGUCCAGCUAGGGUUAACCCAUUUUUCUAUAAACAUAGCAGUUUCAGAGAAACUGCUAUGUUUAUAAAUGGGUUAAUCCAGCCUCUAAAGCCUCUAGAGGCUGUCUCAUUGACAGCCGCUAGAAGCAUUUGCGUGCUUCUCACUGUGAAAAUCACAGUGAGAAGACGCCAGCGUCCAUAGGAAAGCAUUAUAAAUGCUUUCCUAUGCAUUAUAAAUGCUUUCCUAUGCGACUGGCAGAAUGCGUGCGCAGCUCCUGCCGCGCAUGCGCAUUCAGCCAAAGAGGAGGAGAAGAGAAGGAGAGCUCCCUGCCCAGCACUGGAGAAAGGUGAGUGUUUAACCCCUUCCUCUCCCCAGAGCCGGGCGGGAGGGGGUCCCUGAGGGUCAGGGCACUCUCAGGGCACUAUAGUGGUCCUUUAAGCACUAUAAACAUUACAGUCUGCUGUAAUGCUUAUGGUGCCAGGAGUGCAUAGGUGCCCUUCCAAGGUAAGCAGUCAAACUGCUUGCAAAUGGUUUGACCAUUUGCCUGGGCUCCACUGAGCACUGGUCACCUCUUCCUCUGCUGCAAGAGGCUCGCUGCAUUGAGCAAAGACCUGCAGAACAGGACUUGGCUUAAUAGCUAAUCGUGUUGAAGUGAUGCUCUUGGCUAAUAAGCUGUCUGAAUACAGCAAGGCUUAGCUCAGUGAAGCUAGCAGGAGUUUCACACUCCAGCAGAGUCUGUAGCCACUCCGCAAUAAAACGCAUCAAAGUUGCCAAACUGUAGUGGUUAUGGUGCUUGGAUUGUUCCUUUAAAGUGAAUAACAUUUCAUCCAUAUAUUGUAAUAGUCAAAUUGCCAACCAAUGUAUAAACAAAAACUAAUUCGGUUAUACUGCUCACUCGGAGGUCUGGAGGCCACCCCACUCUCAUGCGACACUGCAGCAUACAUUUUCACGUCCAAACUCUUCCAGAAGGUGGGUAGCAGUUCAGGAGUCCAUGCUGUAUGGAAGGAGUGCUCUUCAGGCUAGUAUAUCUUUUAAUCUAUACACUUGCUGGAACUUUUACCAGCACAGUGUACAAAUUGCAUAUAUAGCCCCCUUCUUGUAAACUUUGACACAAUAAACUUUUUUUUUUUUUUUGGUGUGAGAAAAUGUGUGUUUAAGAACCUUUUUUAGUUUUACUAAAGAGGUGUACAAAGAAUCAGUUUAAAUUACAUCUGUCAUAAUCAGAAUAACUUGGUGAUCCAUAAUUAACUAGUACAUUUCUGUUCAUAGUGCUAGCCAAACUGCUAAUAAAUGGGUAAUUUUAUUCCAUGUAUUUCUAUUAUUCUGACAUGUCUGCUGGUGGAAGGACUACAAAUCGACCAUGCAGCCAUGCGCUAGGCAUUAUAUGACGCCAUGUACAUCACCUGGGGGGGCCUGGUGAAUAUGUGCAGAGUCUUCGUGUUCAGGUAAGUAUGGAUUUCAAUCUGUAGGUUUGCUGGCCAUGUCCCUAGUGUAAUUAAUAUUUUAGAUGUACACCUACCAAAAGGCGACCUGUACAUGGUUUUUGUUUGUUUUUUUGUCAUUGUGUUCUAGAUUUUAAAAAGGACAUCAGAUUUUAUUGCACAGUACUAUGAAGUUUUACCAAAGAGCUAAAUAUUUUUUAACCUUUUUUGAAAUAAAUUCUGAAACCACCACAAUCUUGGAUUUGUUUAUGCACUGGUAAUAUUUAAACUAAAAUAUAAAAGCAUUGACAAAACGUGAAACAUGGAAUUAUGUCUUGUUAUAUUGUGUUUACCUUACUCUUCUUUUGAACAUGUACAGUUAUAUUUAGUUUUUUUUGCAAAGGGGAAAGAGAACUUGAUAGCUCUUUAAAUAUUUGUUAAUAAACAGAAACCUGAACACACAUUGGCAUCUUGGAUCUGUACUGUUGUGAUUUGCAUUGUCCACAUUUUCUGAAUGCUGAUAAAAGCUUCUUAAGGCAAGGUAAACGAUGUGAGAAAAUAGUCCUAAUUUAAUUGGGUUCACAUAUGACAAAAGACUCUUCAUUUACUCUUGGACCUUCUAAUUAGACCACUUGUGUCAUUCUCCUGAUCACCAUGACACAUUCUGGUGGCCCAUACACUAUUUGUUUCUCAUCUUUGUUGUAUGCAAUCCACCAAACAGCCUAUUCCACCACUCUGACGGAAGUCGCCGUUCUAUUCUGGUUGAUCUUAUAGACCCGUGUGUCAGAGUCCCAGACACAGCCAACCCACUUUCUCAUUCUUGCCCAGAGACAAUUUGUUGGUCUUUGUAUGGCCUUGAUCUGACCACGGAAGCCUUGACUCAAGAUCCUUUGGCUACUGGUCAGUGGAGGUGUAACCUGGUUGGUACAUUCUUCUCUUGGUGGCUGUACUUUAGUUAAAAUAUAUUCAUGUCACAACACAUGAGGAUCCUCUGCAAAAUACAAGGCAUUCCAAAUGCAAAUCGAGAAGAAAAAUGGACAAGAGUAUCAUAGAACCUUAGCAUGGUCGGACUUAAUGCUUCGAGCAUGCGAGAGUUUAUAUUGGUCCAUACCUUUGCAUCAAUUUUACAUGAUACAUGCAUGUGCAGAGCACCAGACAGAACGCCAACCAGUUAACACAUUAAAAGGGCAUUCACUUUAAGUUUGAAUGUGGCAACAAUAACGUGACCUAGUUGAAAAUGUUUUGUCCAGAAUGACAUGGCUGUUCUAAUUUUACAGUGUGAAGCUAAGGACUGUGUUAGCAAUGACACGGAUGCUUCACUUCACAUUUCCUUUCACCACUCUGCCACUACACCACUGCCAGCGGAGCAGUCACCGUUGGGGGUCUUUGCAAAUUAGGCAAAUACUCUAGACUGUGACAGAGGCGCUUUAAGUGUCCCAUAUGGUCCUUACUCCUUGUCUGGGCACUCCUACUGUUUAAAUAUCGUAUUGGUAUAUAAACCCUAUUACAAAUACAAUAGAACAGAGUGCGUUGUCAAGCUGUGGCUGGGGUGUGUUUGAGAAAAGUAGCUGCUCUUCCUCCUCCGAUUUUCAGAGGAUCCUGCUGAAAGCUUGCCAGGAAAAUGGCAGCUCCUUGGGGACAAUGGCUGCUGCUAUGGUUCCUGAUGCUGUCUGA
This is a messenger RNA of Pelobates cultripes (western spadefoot toad), 4775 nucleotides long. The record is from the annotation of a GenBank genome assembly. Lineage: Eukaryota; Metazoa; Chordata; Amphibia; Anura; Pelobatidae.